Molecule: messenger RNA, 1066 nt
Organism: Aspergillus brunneoviolaceus CBS 621.78
Lineage: Eukaryota; Fungi; Ascomycota; Eurotiomycetes; Eurotiales; Aspergillaceae
Product: C2H2-type zinc finger protein
Exons: 3
Coding region: 1-672 (223 amino acids)
Biological process (GO): regulation of transcription by RNA polymerase II
Cellular component (GO): nucleus
Source: RefSeq, a predicted model, not a curated record
AUGUAUGCCAUGUCUGCAAUGAGCCCUCCUAUGCUUGAAUGUCCCCCAAUGGAACACUCGUACUCCACCAGCAGUGAAGAGUCCAUGCAAUCGACUCUGGGAUACAUGGGCCACCCGUCGUUGUAUGGGAUGGUAGGGACGGAGAUGUCUUUCGUCCAGCCCACAUACGAGCCCUCAUCAUACGACUCGACACCCUUCAGUUCCCCCCAGACGGUGGCCUCGUCGACCUUCGACAUGUACUACCCCAGCAACAACAACACCUUCACGGCCUCGCCCAUGGUCUAUUCGCCCGAAGCCUACUCGUUCCACCAGCUUCCAAUUCCAGCGUCUUCGUUCCCGGUGCCCAAUAUAGAGUGGAUCCCCACCCAAUCCAGCCCGAACCCGGAAGUUGUUUACUCUCCCGUUGAAAGUUACGAGACCCUCGACGCGUCCAAACCCGUCAAGCCCUACACCUGCGAGGACUGCAACAAGGCGUUUACUCGGCCAGCCGAUCUGAAACGUCACCAGACCAGCGUCCACAAUCCUGUCUUCCAGGACUGUCCCGUGCAGGAAUGUCUCCGCAAGGAUGGCAAUGGGUUCCCUCGUCGGGACCAUCUGAUCGAGCAUCUACGCUCCUUCCACCACUGGGACGUGCCCAAGCGGCGGGCAGCCAAGCGGGCCAAGACAGCUUAGACGGAUGUCUGUGUGGCCUGCCUUGUCUUGUCUAGUUUUUGUCUCCGUGUGUUGUGUUAUGAAUAGAGAUACCCUUUUCCUUUGUCAGAUGUUUAUGUUUAUGUUCAUGUUCAUACUUAUGUCCUCAUGUCCUUUCCUAUGUCAUGUUCUGUUGUUUUACAUUAUGUCUCCAUGAAUGUACCUCACAAUAGAGUGAGGGAGGUGGACUGGGCCAAGGCGGCGUUUAUUGUGGUUGUACAUUGGACUCGGUGUCAUGGAUCAGCAGCUUCUUGUCUGGUUUAUCUUUUUGCAUUUGCAUUUACAUCUUUUACUGAAAGUCUGACCAGUCCCCUAUAUUAUUAGAUACUAUACACGAAUAUGCCUAUACCAUCCAUGAUAUGACCUUGACCCUUCU